This is a messenger RNA of Aspergillus aculeatus ATCC 16872, 1320 nucleotides long. Its product is annotated as NADH:flavin oxidoreductase/NADH oxidase. The record is from RefSeq and is a predicted model, not a curated record. The coding region runs from base 1 to 1320 and encodes 439 amino acids. Gene Ontology annotation, molecular function: NADPH dehydrogenase activity; NADP binding; FMN binding. Gene Ontology annotation, cellular component: intracellular anatomical structure. Lineage: Eukaryota; Fungi; Ascomycota; Eurotiomycetes; Eurotiales; Aspergillaceae. The transcript has a single exon.
AUGAGCCCCUCUACUCUCGUGGUCAAAGCCGACCACCUUCCCUACUACACUCCCGCCAAUAAUGCCGGCGCUGCCGUUCAACCCCGCGAUGCCGCUACGCCGACCCUUUUCCGCCCGUUGACGAUCCGCGACGUGACCUUCAAGAACCGUGUCGUGGUUUCUCCCAUGUGCAUGUAUUCCGCUGAACCCGAUCCGUCCUCUCCUCUUGUUGGCGCCCUAACCGAUUAUCACGUCGCCCACCUUGGCCAUUUCGCUCUCAAAGGCGCCGGUCUAGUUUUCGUUGAAGCGAGCGCCGUGCAACCGAACGGUCGCAUUUCCCCUAAUGAUGUCGGAUUGUGGGACACAGCCCCGGAGUCGGAGCAAGUCAAGGCUCUCGAGCGGGUUGUACGCUUCUGCCACGCUCAGGGCGCCAAGGUCGCGGUGCAAUUGGCCCACGCCGGACGCAAGGCCAGCACGACGGCUCCUUGGUUAGCCACGAAGGCCGGGAAGCCAACCUUGAAGUCGGACGAGGACGCAUUCGGCUGGCCUUCGGAUAUUGUCGGGCCAUCAGGUGGGAAGGAACAUAUCUGGGACGGCACAGGCGAGGGAUACUGGACGCCACGGGCGCUGAGCACGGAGGAGAUUGACGAGGUGGUCAAGGCCUUCGCCAGAAGCGCUGAGGCGGCCGUCCGAGCUGGUGUGGAUGUCAUUGAAAUUCACGCAGCGCAUGGGUAUCUUCUCAACCAAUUCCUGAGUCCGGUUACCAAUAAGCGGACGGACAAGUAUGGUGGGAGCUUUGAGAAUCGCACUCGACUUCUGCGGGAGGUCGCGGCGGCUAUUCGAGCGGCGAUCCCCAGCGGCACCCCACUGUUUGUGCGUGUGAGCGCGGUCGAGUGGCUGGAUGGAAAGGCUGUGGCGGCCGAGUCCGGCUCUUGGGACCUCGACAGUACGGUUCGCUUGGUUGCGGACCUGCCGGAACUCGGAGUUGAUCUAGUGGAUGUCAGCUCUGGUGGUAACCACAAGGACCAGAACAUUCACAUGAGCAACAAGAAUUAUCAGAUUGACCUGGCAGGUCAUAUUCGCAAAGCAAUUCGGGAAGCUGGAGCAUCGACGCUUGUGGGCAGCGUUGGAUACAUCACGGACGCAGAGCAGGCGAAGGAGAUUGUAGAAGGAGCGGAAGAGGCUCGCGCAGCGGAGGCCACCCUGUCUGGAUCAUUCCCACGCGCUGAUCUGGUGUUUCUGGCCCGCCAGUUCCUGCGUGAACCGGAGUGGGUGAUCAACGCUGCAAAGACGCUGGGAGUCCCUAUUGAAAAACCGGUUCAGUUUGGACGGGCCGUGUAG